GAGAGAGAGAGAGAGAGAGAGAAGAAGGGGAGAGAGGAGAGGAUAGGGGGAGCGAAAGAGAGGGAGAGAGUAAGUGAGCUCGCGAAAAUUGAAUCCAUGUAGAAUCUCUAUGUAGGUGCAUUUGCCGGGGGAGAACACGCCAAAAAGGGAUAUAGCCCGAGGAAGAUGAUGUGAAGAGAGCGGAGGGCCGAGAGGAGAGAGAGAGAGGGGGGACAGGCGCGUGAAAACCGCAGCGUUCUUUAUUUGCGCCCCCUGCUGCUCCGCUUCUCCUGCCCUCUUUUUCUGUUGCCAUGGUCACAGUACCUGCUCUCCCUCUCCUGUUGGUCCUGGUGGAAUGGGUGGGGCCGGUCGUCUCCUCCCCUCACCUCUUGCUCCGCCCCCGAGAGCGUGAGCGAGAUCAGGUGGCACCGAUGCACUUUAACAUUGCGGUGAUCCACGCAGGCUCCGUGGCUCAGGAUGAGGCGGGAGUGACAGCGGCCGGAGGCAGGGUCCUGUAUCCAGGCUUCGGCCGAGUGCACAGCAGCUUUGGAGAGAGCGUUGUCACCAAGUGGGGCUAUGUUAAUGUCAUCUGGCUUCAGGUGAAUGACAGCAGUCCCAGGAGCUUGCUCUCCCAACUGUGUGACCUGUUGGCAUCCAGACCUGUGCAGGGGCUGGUGUAUGAGGAUGAGAGACCCCUUCCACUGGCCUCAGGCCCACUGGCCCCCAUGCUGGAAUUCGUCUCGGCCCAGACUGGCCUUCCUAUUGUGGCUGUGGGAGGGGGAGCGGGACUGGGCAGAGUGCCACAGGAGAGCGGCUCUAUCUUCCUGCAGUUUAGCACCUCCACAGCUCUCCAAUUGGAAGUGAUCUUCGAGGUGCUUGAGGAGUAUGAUUGGACAGCCUUUUCCGUGGUGUCCACGCGUCACCAUGGCUACCAGGACUUCCUGUCUAUGGUUGAGGGUUUGACAGAUGGCUCCUUUAUUGGCUGGGAGAAGAGGAGCGUGGUGAUGCUGAAUGUGUCAGAUGACCCAGGCGGAGCUCGCACACGCAGACUGCUGAAGGAGAAUGAGUCGCAGGUUCGUCUGCUGUACUGCUCCCAGGAGGAGGCUGAGCAGGUGUUUCACGCAGCAUGGGCUGCUGGGCAGGCUGGAGCAUCUCAUAUGUGGUUUGCUGUGGGUCCAGCGCUGUCUGAGUUGGGUGUGAAUGGCCUGCCCAGCCGUCUUUUUGCUGUGAGGCCUCAGGGCUGGAGAGAUGAAGCACGUAAACGGAUCGCCCGGGGCGUUUCCGUCCUUAUUCAUGGAGCCAUGGCCCUGCGCCAGGACUACGGCGCUACUAGUGGGCCUCACUUUGUCACAAACUGCCAGACAGAUGGCAACAGGACACAGAAGAUUCGCGGAAGAAUGAAAUAUUUCAGUAACAUCACCAUGGGUGGGAAGGAUUACUCUUUCAAUAAUGAGGGCUAUCUGGCCAACCCCUUUCUUGAUGUCAUCUCCUACACAGCAGGGAGUGGCUGGGAAGACGUAGGAUGGUGGGAGAACGGCGUGCUGCGUUUGCGAUACCCGGCCUGGUCUCGGUACGGCCCCUUCCUGCAGCCUCCCGAUGAUGCACAGCACCUGAGGGUUGUGACCCUGGAGGAGAGGCCCUUCGUCAUUGUGGAGCUGGCCGACCCCGCUUCUGGAACCUGCAUCAGGGAUUCAGUGCCCUGCCGACGACCUCUCAAUGCCACGGCUCACCAGGAAGGGGUGGCUCCUGUGAAACAGUGCUGCAAGGGCUUCUGCAUCGACAUCCUCAAGCGUUUGGCCAAGAUUGUGGGCUUCACUUAUGAUCUCUAUCUGGUCACCAAUGGAAAACAUGGGAAGAAGAUUGACGGUGUAUGGAACGGCAUGGUGGGGGAGGUGGUGGAUAAACGUGCAGACAUGGCCAUUGGCUCCCUCACCAUCAAUGAAGAGAGGUCAGAAGUCAUUGACUUCUCAGUGCCCUUUGUGGAGACAGGAAUCAGCGUCAUGGUCUCCCGUAGUAAUGGCACAGUCUCACCCUCCGCCUUCCUUGAGCCAUACAGCCCUGCAGUUUGGGUGAUGAUGUUCGUUAUGUGCCUGACUGUGGUAGCAGUGACUGUCUUUAUCUUUGAAUUCUUCAGUCCAGUUGGAUAUAACCGCAGUCUGCAGAACGGCAAGAAAGCAGGAGGUUCUAAAUUCACUAUAGGAAAGUCCAUCUGGCUGCUGUGGGCUUUGGUCUUCAAUAACUCUGUGCCCGUGGAGAACCCCAAAGGAACCACCAGUAAGAUCAUGGUGCUCGUCUGGGCUUUCUUUGCUGUGAUCUUUCUUGCCAGCUAUACAGCCAACCUGGCAGCCUUCAUGAUCCAAGAAGAAUACAUUGACACUGUGUCUGGCCUCAGUGAUAAGAAGUUUCAGCACCCCACUGAACAAUACCCACCCCUGAAGUUUGGAACGGUCCCGAAUGGCAGCACAGAGAAGAACAUUCGUAGUAAUUACCCUGACAUGCACCAGUACAUGAUCAAAUACAACCAGAAAGGAGUGGAAGAAGCCAUCACCAACCUAAAGACAGGUAAGCUGGAUGCAUUUAUCUAUGAUGCCGCAGUGCUGAACUACAUGGCUCGUAAGGACGAGGGCUGUAAAGUGAUGACUAUAGGCUCUGGUAAAGUGUUUGCCACCACGGGCUAUGGCAUUGCCCUCAUUAAGAACUCUCGCUGGAAACGACCACUGGACCUGGCACUGCUACAGCUGGUGGGCGAUGAUGAAAUUGAGAUGCUGGAGCGUCUCUGGCUUUCAGGGAUUUGCCACAAUGAUAAGAUUGAAGUGAUGAGCUCCAAGCUGGACAUUGACAAUAUGGCUGGGGUCUUUUACAUGUUGCUGGUGGCCAUGGGCCUGAGUCUACUGGUGUUUGCCUGGGAGCACCUUGUCUAUUGGAGGCUCCGCCAUUGUAUGAGUGGAAUGGGCCAAGCAGGCAAACUAGACUUUCUACUUGCCUUCAGCAGGGGAAUGUAUAGCUGUUGCAGUUUUGAGGAUGAAACUGCCCAAGGUGGACCCAAAGUCACCAUUCCACCCCACCAUCAUCCCUCUGUGGUGUCAGCCCCUCCCUCAUCCCAUGUUGUCACUGCAGGUGUCACCAACCAAGCCAUUGCCAUGUUGCCACAGCAACAGCAGCAGCAACAACAGCACCCAUCUCAGCCUCCACAGUCCUACAAAACCCCACGUCCUGGGUCCCCUCCUGCUGUGGUACAUUCUGGGGGAUCUUUGGGGCCCUCUACCACACCACUUCUGGGUGCCCCUCUCCCAUGCUCCACGUUUUUGCCCCGACCUGACCGCAGACUGGCUGUAGUUGACCGCUGGAGACUGCCCAAAUCUGCCAGUGCCACCACACCCAUGAAUCUCAGAGGGGGCCUAUCUGACAUUGGGACAUUCCCACAAAAGAUAGUUCCUACAUGGGCAGGCAGUGGACCUGCUGGAAGCACUUUGGAUGGAUAUAAGCGAUACUAUGGCCCAAUUGACCCUGAAGGCUUGGGGCCAUGUAUGGACCAACAAGCAGGCACUCAGACUCCAAAAUCAGCUCCUAGGAACCAUCAACAACCCCCACCAGCUAGCCUGGCUUUCUACCAGGAGAAAGGCAUGGACCAUGGGGUGGGGAAGAAGGUGGGAGUGUGUACUGGUGGAGGGGGUCAGGGGAAGGGGGUGAAGUCUUUGGGCACUCCUAGGCUGCCACCCAAAAGUCAGACUCCAGCCCCACUGCCACCUAACCCCCCACUGCAGCACCCCUCUCCUCCUCUUCCCUCAUCCCUUUGGAGGAAGCGGAGGCCCAAAAAAUCAAAAGAGCCAGGUGGCCCACUGUAUGAGAACAUUCUUCCGCUAGGCCGGCGAGGAGGUGGAAGGGAUAUGGGUCGCAGGCCUAGACCAUCUCCCCCUCUUCCCAUUCCAGUACCUGUACCACUGUCCCCAACUUACACACCACCAUCGCCCUCUCUCUCUCUGCCUUACACCUCCACCUCAUCCUCCACCUCUAGCACUAGUUCCUCUACCACAUCCUCUGCCUCUUCUUCUCGAUCCACCUCUCCCUCAACCACCUCCAGCACUACCUCACACAGCACCAGGGAUAGGGAGGAAGAGGAAGAAGAAGACUUGGAUGAGCUGACAGAGGAGUCCAGUCUUCUUCAGGGACACAACCGUCACAACAACAGGGAGCGAUCCAUCCUGUCCCCCAGAUCCCUUACACAUGUUCCACCACCACCCCCUGUUCCCCCACGCAAGCCCCGUGGUUCAUUUGGAGAGCGUGAACGAGAAAGAGAGGGCAAUAGAUUGAGAGAGAGAGGUGGCAGCCAGCUCGCUCAGCUCCAGGAGUGGUGGGCAGGAUGGGGGGAAAGAGAGAGAGAGCGGAACGGGGGAGGAUCUGGUGACACUGAACGGAAAAGAGAGAAAAGACACAGGAAAGAGAGGGAGAAAGAGAAAAAGAAAAAGAAAAAAAACAAGAAGAGGAAAAAGAGAGAGGAACGUGAAAGGGAAAGGGAGCGCAAGCGGCGGAAGGUGAAGAAGAAAAAGAAAAAGGUGAUGAAGGCAAAGAAGAAGAGGAAGGUAUCCACUGGCAAGCAUUCAGAGCCAGAUGAAGGUGAUGUAGAGGUAGAGAGAGAGGGAGAGGGUGAUGGAGAGAGAGAGGGAGAGUAUGCCUCCUUCUCCAACCAGUACCAGAGCACAUUUGGAGAAAAGGGAAGUCUCCUAGGUUGGGAAGGAGAGAGAGAGCGAGAGAGGAGAGAUGGGGGGGAGGAUGUGGGAGACGAACAAGAUGAGGAGAGUGGAGGAGGCCAGAGUAGAGAAAGACGGCCAAAGAGUAGCCAUGCACGCCACAGACCAUCCAGCAAGAGAUACCCAAAUCUCAACAAACUUCCUGCUUCCGUCAAAUUUUGGGUCAGUGGAGGGGCUACAGAAGCAUCAGUAGGCUCACCUCCCUCCUCAUUACAUACUCUUCUUCCAUCAACCAAGCGAAGGAGGAGCAGUGGAGCAGAUCGAGAGGUGGCAGGAAGGGGAGGUGAGCGUCGACCAUUGCUCCUACACUAUGAGAGGGGCCGGGCACACACGAGAGAAGGCCUGUCCUUUCAUGAGUGGGACUCUGAGGAUGAAGAUGAUGAUGAUGAAGUAGAGGAACAGGAAAGGGCACAAGAGAGGGUAAGAGUGGAUGGAAGGGUGAGAAGGGCAGGGGGGAGAGGGGCUGUGUCUGAGUCUGAGAGGGAUCAAAUUAGAGCAGAUGAGAGUUAUUCGGAUGAUGGCUCCUCAGGGGAGUUUGGCCAGUUUGAAAGGUACUGGGAGGGCAAUGGGGCAGAAGGAGUGAGUGGGAUUGGAGGUGGGGGUUGGUUUUUUGGCACCUACCCUGCCCGAGAGAAAGGGGGAAGCAUCAACAGCAGAGAUGAUUCAAUAUUAGGUCGAACUGAAGGGUGGAGUGGAGAUUUUUGGGGCUCAGGUUCAGGAGUUGGCUGGGGCUCUGGGGGUGGAAGUGGGGGUCUUGGCUCACAAUGGCCACCUCCUCCAGCAUCACUACCACCCCCUCGACGAUACUGGUCAGUUGAUAAGCUGCCCAUGAAGAGUGAGAAACGUGGUCACAAUAGGUCAAAGAGCAAAGCAAAGAGGGCUCGAGAGAGGGGGCAGGAUAUGGGAUCAUGCUCAUACACACAGAUUAGCCACAGCAGAGUGCCAUAUCGGUCCAAACGGGGCAGUGCUACCUCCCACAGUCAGGAGGAGCUGCUGCCCCACUGUCACAGUCUAAACACAGGCCCACGACCCAAACUUCCCCCAAAACCCGAUGGUGUCAAAUCUGGCAGUCAGUCCAACCUCAGCACCCAGCAAGCCCAACAUUCAGAGCCAACAUCCUCCCCUACCCAAUCUUUACUGCCCUCACUCCCUGCAAGCUCUGCACCCUCCUCCCUCCCUGUGCCCAUCCCACAACCGCCUUCUUCUGCAUCCAUGUCUCCACCACCGGUAUUAUCACCUGGUACCACCAAAGGGGCUAGUGCUAGUGCUAAACUUCAGUAUCAGAGACUGCGCUCUGUGCCCCAGCCCCGGCGCUUUUACUCACCCCACCUGCCACUUAAAGCGAAAAGCCUGUGCUCACGGCGUGGCUCAGCCCACUUUUCCAGCCUUGAAAGCGAAGUAUGACACGGGGCUUCGUUGCUGCACGUGUGUGUGAGCUCUAUGGUGAAAUACAAAUGGACUGUGACGCACAUACACGCGCUGCACCAGGAUCGAGGUAGUGACCACGACUGCCAUGAUGGUGCCAGAGGCUGGGACAGUGGUGGUGAUAUCACAACAGGAGAUGAGUCUACAGAGGCUGUCUCCCUAACUACGGAAACCCCAGCUGUGCUCCACUUCCGCUCGGAACUGAGCAUUACAAUGUCGUCUGUAGUCCUGUCCUCCAAUGAGAACAAUGGAUCCAGAAUCUUUUUCUUUCAUGACAAUACAUCCAAACUCUCAUCCAUCGAUCCAGCCAUCCAUCUGGUUGUGGGGAGCCUGGAACCUAUCUCAGAGGACUCUGGGCACAAGGCAGGGGACACGCUGGACGGGGUGCCAACUCUUCACAGGGCACAAUCACACACACAUUCACACACUGUGGACAAUUUAGAGAUGCCAGUCAGCCUACUGUACAACGCAUGUCUUUGUACUAGGGAAGAAAACUUAUUAUGAAGCAAAAGCUGUGUGUGUGUGCUUGCUGGUUAACAUCUGAAUGCAGAGGAAAUAUAAAUUGCUUACAACCUGAUGUCUUGAUGCCCUGGAAAGAACAGCACCUCUCUUCAGCAAGCUUGGACAGCUGAAUAACAUUCUACAAUGUCCUAACACUAUCCACACCAUUCAUACAUGUCUGUCAAGUCAAUUAUUAUGAAGGAGCAGUAUACAGAAUGAGCUGUAAUACAUUAUGUAUCUUUGUUUUAGUCAGAAAUAGGACUAAGGCCAGUUUUCAGAUUGUGACACAAACUGCCAUAUGGACAUCAUUGUACCUGGUUGGUGGAAAGUAAAACAUGUUUUAACCCUUUCAGGCAGUACACUGAUGUUACAUUCCACCAGCAGAAUGGAAAUCAACUUAUCCGACAUUUUCAAUCAGUAUAAACAAAUGAAUUAUUUUAUCGCUACAAGUCUGUUAUAAUAUUAGUCAGGGCACUCUUGGGUUUCAGUGUGUAGAGUAUCAUGACUCUGUGUUUAGCUGCUGGGGAGCAGGGUGGUAGCAAAGGGGAGAAGUGUGAGCCCCCUGCUAGGUAAACAAUUCAUACCUCUCCACAAUAACAUUGUUACAGAGAUCAAAUGGACAGCACAACUAUAGCUUUUUUCGAGUUAAAUACUGUAUACAACUGCCACAACUAAAUUAUAAAAUUUAAACCUAGUAGGCUAGGUAAAAAAUAAAUGCUUGAAAAACUGCAAAUACUUAAAGCCUCAAGUGUCUACUUUCACAUGAGCCAUUAACCACUACUGUGGAGUGUGACAUCACAAAUAAAUUCAAUGCUGAAUGUGCGCCCCCAAAACAGGAGGAAGUCUGUCACUGUCUUCCAAUAACCAGACAGACAUGACGAACUGGCAUGUAUUACUCCCAAUCACACCUUUUUCUGGAGUUCAUGGUCACUGUGUUCUAUGAGACUUUUUCUACUUGCUUCUGCACAAGACUGAACAAACAAAACCAUCACCGUUCUCCUGAAUCCAGGGGCACCUUCACACCUUUAGUCAAAUUUACCAAGUUUGAAUUCAAGUGAAAUGUAUACUUUUCUUCAUUGGCUGUUUGUUUUGGUUUGGUUUCACAUUG
Molecule: messenger RNA, 7761 nt
Organism: Ictalurus punctatus (channel catfish)
Lineage: Eukaryota; Metazoa; Chordata; Actinopteri; Siluriformes; Ictaluridae
Gene: grin2db
Product: glutamate receptor ionotropic, NMDA 2D
Exons: 19
Coding region: 291-6131 (1946 amino acids)
Biological process (GO): long-term synaptic potentiation; monoatomic ion transport; excitatory postsynaptic potential
Cellular component (GO): NMDA selective glutamate receptor complex; postsynaptic membrane; plasma membrane
Molecular function (GO): NMDA glutamate receptor activity; transmitter-gated monoatomic ion channel activity involved in regulation of postsynaptic membrane potential
Source: RefSeq, a predicted model, not a curated record